ACUUUUCUUUCCUCCGGCUAUUCUUCUCGAGGUCCCCUUUCAGUCGUAUAAUACCCCUUCCCCUCCUCCGAGAGUCCUGUCUGUGUCAAUGGGGCAGAGCGUGUCUGGACAAACAAACAAAAAAGUGAAAACGUAAGGAGGAAUUAUCCAAAACGAAGUUAGAGUUUACUUUGUUAUUCUUUCAAAAACUCGUCCAGAAACUAUACCCAGUCAAAGACAAAAAAUCUGUUAAAAUUCUAAAACUUCGCAGCACGCUCCUCUCUCUUUCUAGAGAACGGAUUGAUCCGAGGACAGACGUCCCACCAUAGAACGAAACGCCCCAAUACCCGUCACACAUGUGACCCGAGAAAGACUCCGCACAUUUCUUCAACGAGGUGCUGUGGUGAAGUCCUCAGGAUUGUUGGACCAACGCUUUUAAAAGGUUUUAACAGUGUGAAAAUACCUUCCAACAGCCAUGAUGGAUAAAGAGGAGAUCAGUGACACUGACAGUGGGAUCAUUCUCAACUCUGGUCCCGACAGCCCCACGUUGCCAGUCAAGGACCUGACCACUCACACCCGGGCCAUGAGGCUGAAGCACCAGGCUCUGGAGGACAGGCUGGAGCUGUGUCUACUGGACCUCAAGAAGCUCUGCGUUAGAGAGGCUGAGCUGACAGGUAAGUUGUCUUCAGACUACCCCCUACUUGCUGAUGAGAAGCCCCCUCGUGUCCGAAGGAGGAUAGGAGCUACCUUCAAACUGGAUGACAGUCUCAUCCACCAGGAUGGAGAGGAUUCAGAGCUUCAUUCCUUAGAGGCAGACCUGGCCUUGCAGCUCCAGAUCGUUGAAGCGGCUCGUAGACUCUCAGUGGAGGAGCACCUGUCCAAACCACAGAAGAAGAGCAGGCUGCAGCAGUGUAAGAGGGAAGAUAGGAAAGUCAAGGAUCUCCAGGAAGCUGUGUAUCAGCACAGGAUCAGAAACGAGUGCUCCUCUCCAGCGACCAACAAGAACAACAACACAGCCAAACACAGAGAUCUGUGCAUGUCUGACGACAGCUCCCUGUCUGAUGCAGUGGCCCUGGACGAUGACUCUCUCUCUUCCUCAUCAUCUGUAGACCCACUCAUACAGUCCUCUGUGGGCUCCCUGUCCCUCCAGUCCUCCUCCUCCCAGGGCAGUCUCCAUCACACCUCAGCCCAUAGCCAGAGCCUCGGCUGCAGUUGCGGUGUGGAGCAGACCCAGACCUCCAGUAUGGGCUCCAGCUGCAGUGUGGAGUUUCCUGAGCGCUCCCCCAUCCAGAACUCCCCCUGGAGAGAGUCUAAUCUUGACCAGCACUAUCUGAAACAUGACACACCUCUCUCUGUCUGCAGCAGCAGGCCCAGAAGUCCAGUAGGGACCCCAGUGUUCCCUGCAGACAGCAGAGUCCUGCCCUCCCACUUCCCCUCCAUUAAGAACCUGGCUCUGAGACAUGGACAGAUCAACUCCUCCAGCGCCCCCUCUACUCCAGAGCUGCACGUACGCAGACAGUACUCCCUGUCCUUCAGGCUUCCCAGAAGUAAGCCCACUCAUGAUCUGGGUGAGGGAUGUGGGAGAGCCAGGUUGCCACGCCGACGGCCAGAGUUCCUGGUUCGGUCUCCACAGUACGCUCCCCAGCGUCUGUACCAGUCCAGCUCUGAACACUCUGUCCCCUCCUACACCAGCCCCCAGCGGCUGUACCAGUCCAGCUCUGAGGACAGCAGCUCUGAACACUCUGUCCCCUCCUACACCAGCACCCCCAGCCGGGACACGAACAGAGAUAAUCACAAAGACAGGGAGGGCCCUGCAUCUCCCGAGAUCCCCAAGCUCUGCCCUCCUCCCUAUGGCUUCCACUACGGAGCCCAAAGUCCCACCAGCCCUGCGUUGAAUGGCUCCAGCUUUCACAAGAAAAACAACCAGCACCAGCACCAGUCCUCUCCCAGCUUGAGAAGAAGAAUGGCAGAGGAAGGCACCUGUUCCCCUCUUUCCCCACAGGACCUGGGCAGUCCCCUGGGGAAGGGUCUUUACCUGUCCCCCUCCCGCCCCCCCCAGCCACAGCAGCAGCACAGACACUGGCAGCAGGGGCCCCCACCGUCAUCCCCCAGGAGAGUUCUGAAGCCUCCACCCCCUUACACUCGCCUGGUACGUACCCCGUCACUGAGGGAGUACCCCAACCAACCUGCCCGGGUGUUGCCCAGGGAGAUGUCGUCAGACGAGCUCAAGUCCUGGAACCAGUUCCAGAAGUCACGCCCGAGUUCCCUGGAGCGCCAGGGGUCGUUCAGAGUGAAGAGCCCCACGUCCCCUCCCCUCCCGCCCUACCUGCAGGCGGCAGGAUAA
Salvelinus sp. IW2-2015 is the source of this 2323-nucleotide messenger RNA. NCBI's taxonomy places the organism in Eukaryota, Metazoa, Chordata, Actinopteri, Salmoniformes, Salmonidae. The record is from RefSeq and is a predicted model, not a curated record.